AUGAGAGCUACUGUAUUGCUGUGUCUGCUGCACGCAGCUUUUGGUCAGUAUUUCUGGGAUGAACCUACAUAUACCUGGGAGGGACCUGAAAUCCCCAAGCCAACAUCAACAAUUCCAGAACCCAGUGUGUGUCUUCAAGACCAGGCGUCGUGUGGCUGCUGUCUGAUGCAGGAGCAGGUGCAGCGGAUGGAGUGGUUCUUUAACAUCACCUCUGGAGAAAUGAGCAAGGAGCUGAAAAAAACAAAGAUGAUCCUCGACAAUAUGAGAGGCAGUCGCAGUGCCUUCUCCGUCGCUCUAAACAAUGACAAAAGUUUCAACUGCUAUGGUCCCUUCGAUAAUGACAGGUUGAUCACCUACAAACACGUCUUCAUCAACCUGGGAGGCAGCUAUGACUUGCAGAGCAGCAUGUUCACAGUUCCCCGCUCUGGCGUCUACAGCCUCUCCGUCACCAUCUACGUGGACAGUCCCUCUGGUAGCGGCAUGGCCGCCUGCGCCCACCUGCACGUUAACGGCAAAGCGGUGUCUGCGCUCCUUGAGCACAAUGGCCAGGACCUCGAAGACAGUGGCACCAUUGUUGCAGCCCUAAAGCUGAAGGCUGGGGACCAGGUGGCUGUCAGCCUGCCCAAAGGAUGUGUUGUCUGCGAUCACAGCAGCCAUUAUAACACUUUCACUGGCUUCCUGCUGUACGCUACUGACUAA
This is a messenger RNA of Chelmon rostratus (copperband butterflyfish), 699 nucleotides long. Its product is annotated as C1q-related factor-like. Gene Ontology annotation, molecular function: protein binding. The transcript is spliced from 4 exons. Lineage: Eukaryota; Metazoa; Chordata; Actinopteri; Chaetodontiformes; Chaetodontidae. Bases 1 to 699 code for a protein of 232 amino acids. The record is from RefSeq and is a predicted model, not a curated record.